This is a messenger RNA of Saxophila tyrrhenica, 867 nucleotides long. RefSeq names its product Reversal of tor2 lethality (gene ROT1). The transcript is spliced from 3 exons. The coding region runs from base 1 to 867 and encodes 288 amino acids. The record is from RefSeq and is a predicted model, not a curated record. Gene Ontology annotation, cellular component: endoplasmic reticulum membrane; endoplasmic reticulum. NCBI's taxonomy places the organism in Eukaryota, Fungi, Ascomycota, Dothideomycetes, Mycosphaerellales, Extremaceae. Gene Ontology annotation, biological process: 'de novo' protein folding.
AUGCUGCUCUACUACUCCCUCGCCGCCUUCCUCGCCCUCGUCGACUCUGGCAAUGCCCAGUCCUCCUCUGCCGCGCCAGCAGCAGCAGCAGCAGCACCGUCCGGUUCCGGGGCACCUGCGACGGGCUCAUACCCUACUGAUCUCGUUGGGACGUGGUCGAGUAAAUCCCGCUCCGUCCUCACCGGCCCCGGCUUCUACGACCCCCUCAACGACAACCUCCUCGAGCCCGACCACACCGGCAUUUCCUACUCCUUCACCUCCGACGGCUACUUCGAGGAAGCCUACUACCGCGCCAACGCCAACCCCACCGCCCCGGACUGUCCCUCCGCGAUUAUGCAGUGGCAGCACGGCAGCUGGACGUUCAACGCGGACGGGAGUUUGAAGCUGGAGCCGCUGGCGGUGGAUGGGCGGCAGUUGACGAGCCAGCCGUGUAAUUCGGAUAAUAGUAUUUACUUACGGUAUAACCAGACGGAGACGUUUGAGAGAUACUCGGUCUACACCGACCCCUUCCACAACAUCCCCCGCCUCGACCUCUUCCAAUUCGACGGCUCCCCGCUCAUGCCCCUCUACCUCAUCUACUCGCCGCCGCAAAUGCUGCCCACCACCACGCUGAACCCCAUCGUCAGCGCCACCGCCGCCUCGAACAAGAAGCGCAGUGAGGGAGAAGGAAGCAAGCACGAGAAACGCGGCGGCGACUUCGCAAACGAAGUCCCGAUCAACUGGAAGUCGAAGCUGGAGGCGCGGCCGGAGGGUGUGGGCAUGGUCAAGGCGAUUAAUGCGGAGAAGUUGUGGUGGGUGGGGUUGGGGAUGACGGGGUUGGGGGGGCUGUUGUAUUUGGGGCCCAGGCGGAUGGGGAUACAGAUUUGA